Panicum virgatum (switchgrass) is the source of this 1084-nucleotide messenger RNA. Its product is annotated as dirigent protein 1-like. Bases 89 to 721 code for a protein of 210 amino acids. The record is from RefSeq and is a predicted model, not a curated record. NCBI's taxonomy places the organism in Eukaryota, Viridiplantae, Streptophyta, Magnoliopsida, Poales, Poaceae. The transcript has a single exon.
UAUUAAGACCUCACCUACUUAUACUACGCAACAACAGCUGCAGAGAGUAAGCUCGCAGUUGCAAAGCUCCAGAGAUCAGGCAGCAGCAAUGGCCAGCUCGGUUGCAAACACUACUAGUAGCAAGCGCCGCCGCCUCCUCCUGCUCCUCGCCGCCGCCGUGGCUCUGACGAUCCUGGCGCCGCCGCCUGUGUCGGCACUACGGCGCCGCGCUGUGCAUCUGACGGUGUACGUCCAGGAGAUCCUGGACGGGCCGGGGCAGACGGAGAAGCUGCUGAUCAAGGGCCCCGGCCCGGCGAACCCGUCCCUGUGGCCCCCGCACAACUACUUCGGCGACACGAUCGUGAUGGACGACCUCGUCACCGAGGCCGUCGCCAACAACUCCAAGCCCAUCGGCCGCGUGUACGGCAUCUACAUGACGGCCUCCAUGACCCGCCCGGUGUACACGGUGAGCUUCACGCUGCAUCUCACCGCGGGGCCCUACAACGGGAGCACGAUCGUGAUGGCCGGCAUCGACGACGACGACAUGGGGGUCAGGGAGCACGCCGUGGUGGGCGGCACCGGCGCGCUCCGGGGCGCCGAGGGCUACGUGUUUGGCAUCGUCAAGCCGUUUACGUCCUCGUACGUAGUGAUGGAGCUGGACAUUUACAUGACCGUGCCGGUGCCGGUGCCGAGGCCCAAAGCCAGAGCGGCUGCUGCCUCCCCUCUCAUAACCGACCAGUGAUCCACCACUAGCUUGCUACUCAAUAAUCGAUCAUUGCAUUGUGCCCUACUGCCCUUUGCUUCGAUGGGUACGUACGUGUUAGCGCUGCGCCUCUCUCGUGCUGCUACACCAACAAGCAAGGUGAGAAAUAAAAUAAAUAUAUUUCGCCUCCUCCACCCAAGCAGCUGAGCUCCGGUUGAAUAAUUCUUGUCCCCCUUGGUGUCUUGCUAGUUUUUCGGUUUUGCAAGAUGUAGGCAUGGCUGGUUGUUAGGCCAUGCAGUUUGUGGAGCUCUGAGUCGCGCUGCCUUCAGUUGUAAACUUUUCCUUUAUAUAUAAUUAAGCAAUGAUCAAGGGUGAAAAAUGCUGCUAAGUUUGCGGCACAAA